UCCAGAAUGCACUUAUAAACUGCACGUAAGUGCACCAGCACGACCAGUCGAUAAAGCAAAUCGUUUAGAGGGGGAAGUACAACAGGUAUAUUGGAGUUGUCCAAGUAUUUCCGAGCCCGAAACAAGCAAGCUCACCAUGUUGAAGACAUUGACCAUCGCCAUUUUACUUGGCCUGACUUCCGGCCGGCCGUCGGCCGACUCCGGCCAGGAAAUAAAUAUUUCGGAGCCAAAAAGCCUGAACUACGUCAACCGGGAAUUUCCAAACACGAAAGAAAACUUGAUCGCCCAAUUGGAAGAAGCGCCAGAUCAAAAGCUUCCAUUUGAAAGUCUACUAAGAAACAGGAGAGCUUCGAAUUCAUCAGCUAUGAAUAACGCUGGAACUUCAGGAGCCUCACUGCCCAACUUCCUGCAGGUUCCACUCCAAGGAAUCGUAUCAGUCCUAUCAACCGUAUUACUAACCCUCCUCCAGGCGAUCUUUGGAUUGGUCAGCGGAGUCUUGAACCCAAUUCUACUUCUUUUGACCGAACUGCUGAACCCAGUAUUGCUACCCUUGAGACCAGUUCUCAACCCGCUCCUGUUGCCCGUUAACGGGCUUUUGACGGAUAUCUUAAAAGCCCUGAAUCUGUCAUUAGGCUUAUCGGGUCUCCUAACAGGAAACGUUACGAGUUCUGCCUUUAUUCCCAGCUCAAUAACAAGAGCGACCAGGUCCCUAAAUUCUGAACCACCUCAGGCUCGCCGUUCGGCAGAGGCUGAAGGCAGCUUCACAGGAAUGCCCAAUGCCCUGAACACUUUGGUUGCCCACUUGCGCAGCAAACGUCAAUCGCCCGGAACAAGCACCGAUUCAGGAGUCGAUUCAACCCUUACGUCACCUUUGACUCUCGUUAAAAAUAUUCUAAUGGAAGUAAUGAAUAUCCUAGUAACCCCAUUGGAGUCGAUUCUGAGUCUCGUAAUUUCUCUAUUGAAUUUACCAAUCGACCUUAUUUCCCAACCGCUGAAUCUUGUCGAGUCGCUCUUAAGUGGAACCAUAGGACAAUUCCUUCCUGACGGGAUCACUAGCAUGUUAACUCCAAUGCCCAGUAAGCCUAGCACUCCAGCGGACACAGUCCCGAAUGCAACCGCGAACUCUUUGAGACAAAGAAGAAGCGAUACCAACAGCGGAUUGGCAGGACCUCUCAGCGUAAUCCUCUCGAUCCUUUCUAGUCCUUUAAAAACUCUUUUUAGUUAUCUACCAGCGCUCUUGGGCCAUUUCAGUAUCUCGUAUUCUGCCUUACAAGAAGCUGCUCAAGCCCUUUUCUCCAAAGCCGCUAAAAGUCUCUUUACGAUGGCCUGCAAUGAAACGAAGAAUUUUAUUCUACCGGCUGUCGACGAUUUACUUCAGAGCAUUGUCGGAUCGGAAUAUAUUCCAGAUUACAUGAACAGCCUCAUCGCGCAAUUACACACUGUCUACAAGCUGCUGAAGAUGAUGGGUUAUCUACGCCCCAGCUAGGAGGGACAGCUGGUUUCCGUUUUCCGAAGAUUUUUCGGAGACUUCGAGAACUUCCGAAAAUAUAUUAUUGUCAUUGAGAUGGAAAAUUUCAUUUAUGCGUUGCGUAUAAACUUUCGUAACUUCAGAUACUACGUUAACGAAAAAUCAUAAUAAUAAAUAAAAAAUUUGAGUAAUAAUUGAAAAAUA
Molecule: messenger RNA, 1672 nt
Organism: Cephus cinctus (wheat stem sawfly)
Lineage: Eukaryota; Metazoa; Arthropoda; Insecta; Hymenoptera; Cephidae
Exons: 3
Coding region: 137-1486 (449 amino acids)
Source: RefSeq, a predicted model, not a curated record